Camelus dromedarius (Arabian camel) is the source of this 2706-nucleotide messenger RNA. RefSeq names its product centrosomal protein 72 (gene CEP72). Gene Ontology annotation, biological process: spindle organization; centriole replication; regulation of protein localization to centrosome. Gene Ontology annotation, molecular function: protein binding. Lineage: Eukaryota; Metazoa; Chordata; Mammalia; Artiodactyla; Camelidae. Bases 388 to 2580 code for a protein of 730 amino acids. The transcript has 11 exons. The record is from RefSeq and is a predicted model, not a curated record. Gene Ontology annotation, cellular component: centriolar satellite.
UCCUCGCCGGCCGAGCUGUUCCGGCUCCGUGUGCUGCCCGCGCUCUCGGACGCGGACUUCCGGCUGAACCCCGUGGUGAAGAGCGAGCCCGGCUACCGCCUCUUCAUGGUGCACCUGCUCCCGGGGCUCCGGCGGCUGGGUAGGGCCGGCUGCACGCGCCCUCGCGGGGCUGCCCGGCGCUGCACUCUGGACCUUCGGGAAAGGGAGGCUGAUUUCCUCUUCUCGCAGGGGAGCUGCCCGGGGAGGGGGCUGGGGGCAAGCUCCCGUGGGCCAACCCUAGCAUUUCGGAGCUUUGAAGGAAGAGGAUUGUGGUCGAGUGGAGUCUUCUCGGGCCCAGGGCACACACUGGACAGUUGAAAGUCUUGUUCUAGUCCUGCGGGUUUGAGGAUGCAAACCUGCGUGUCAGCCCACCGCUGGGGGUCCUCUCGAGUAUGUUCAGGGACACUUGUCAGGGGUGCUCAGUGCGGUUUGGGAACCUCACACAGCCCCCAGGACGUGCACUCAGAGGACACGAGGAGGCCUUGCACAUGUGCAAAUUUGCACGUUUUUCCUUUCCUGCUUCCAAGGGGCCUGAGGAGCGAGCCUGGUGUGGCCGCCCACCCUCUGGGAAUCCGCAUUCAGCAUCUCUGGGAAACCAGUUGUAGCCUCCAGAGCCCAGCCUUGCUUUACCUGCUUGCCCAGUCCUCUGGGGGAUGCAAUGGCAGGCUCAGCCCCCAGGGGACAGAAGUCCUUGGAGCAGGGGGUGGCAGUCCUGGUCACGCAUUGUGCGGCCAGACAGAUGACCGCCCUGUGAGGGAGAGUGAGCGGGAAGCAUCCCAGCUGCAUUUUGCUUCGGAGGAAUCGCUGGACUCAAAGCAGAGCUUCCCAACUGCUUUCAGAGUCGAAAGACCGCGCCACUCCAGAGCCACGUGCGCCGACCCCUCGGCCGGGAAGUGCUUGGUCAUGGACACGGACGACGAGGCGGUCCUGAACCUCAUUGCCGAGUGUGAGUGGGACCUGAGCAACCCUCCCGGGAGCAGGAGCUCCAGCCAGAAGGAGCGAGAGGUCAGCUUCCAGGGCUCCCAAGUGGAGUCGUGGCGUCCACUGAGCCCACUGUCGGCGCAGCACCAGUGUGGGGACUCCCGGAGGAAGGGCUGCGGGAAGACGAGCGGCGCCAGGGGCGUGUGUGCGGAGCUGCGGCUUCAGGACCCACGCUGCGGUGAGCCCCCUGCGCAGCCCUUCCCGCCUCGCCCCGACUCCGUGGACGACAAGGACCCAGCCCUUUCUCAAAAGUCAAGUUUGUCGACACAGAAGGUGUUAAAUCCAUUGCCUGCUGCCGAAAAGCACAGGAAGCGAAGAAUGCCUGGCGGGAGGUUCCAGGCACCUGCGGACCAGGAGUGUCUGAGCUGCCUGGAGGCACCCGACGGGCCCUCGAGCCCUGAGGAGAGUCUGAGCAGGAGGAAUGGUUCUGAGGCGUGGAGCGAGGGGACCUUCUCUCACCCAGUGGCGUUGGGGCCCGGGCAGCAGGGGCCCCCCAGCACAAGUGGCUCUGGAGAGGUGUGUCCUAGGCGGCACUUGGCCGCGCCGCCCGGGAAGAAGGCCACCCUGGAGGUACUGGCCCUGGAAGCCCUCCUCGACCUGGUGGACCGAUACUGGAGUGGCUGCAGGUCCCUGCACAGCAACAAGGUGUUCCUUGCUCAGGCAAGACACAUUUUGUCAUCUGUUCAAGAAUUCACAGCCACUCAGGACAGUUCCACAACUGUGAGUGAAGAGAUCAGCUACCUGACUCUGGAAAAUAAGUCCCUCUAUGGCCACCUGGCCGAGCUGCAGCAACAGCACAGCGUGAGGAUGCACGAGGUGGUGUCGGAGCUCGGCGACACUCGGAGGGAGAUGGACCACCUGAGGCAGCACCUGGACCGCGCACUGGAGGAGAGCAGCAGCCUGAAGUCGCUCUUGCGCAGCGUGAAGGAGGCGGCCAGAAGCGCCGACCCACCGGCCGCGCUGAGCGUGCAUAUCGCGGGGUUCUGCUCCUGGUGCCUGACUGACGUGGGGGCUCUGGGCGCCUCCCCCCGUGGGAUGCCUGUCAUCAGCCCUCAGGUGCCCUUUAGACUCUGGAGCGGUUUCAGCUUUCAAGAAGGGAGUGAGUGCCGCUGGACAUCACUGUUGUCUCCCUGCAGCGCUGCAGGCGGAUGUGAAGAGCCUGUCGGGGGAGGUGCUGGAGCUGAGGCAGCACCUGGAGCACGACGACAGGGUGCAGGAGCUCACGCAGCUGCUCCAGGAGAGCCACAGGUCCCUGGUCAGCACCAACGAGCGCCUCCUGCAGGAGCUGGGCCAGGUGCGGGCGCAGCACCGGGUGGAGGUGGAGCAGCUGCACUGGAGCUACAAGGAGCUCAAGAAGACCCUGGCCCUGUUCCCUGCCGGGGUCGCCAGCCCAGGCCGCCGCUAGCCCUGCGCCCCGCGCUGUGCCCGCGGUGUCUGAGCGCUUGGGGGUGUGUUCAGGGCCUGUGGCUCGGUGCUCUGAAGCACCCUAAGAAGACAGGCUUAAUCCAGGCCCUUCACGUUGAGACAAACAGAUCAGUCGUUUUUCAUCAUGCAGCUUGAGAUAAAAAAUGCUGUGUUUUUCUGCCUGAUGUGCAAGAGAGCCAUGUGGAUGAGAACAAAAGAGCUCAUAUGGAACAAGCAGUUUUGUUUAAUAAACUAACACGUCCUGAAAGGGCGGCUCCUUCA